This is a messenger RNA of Myxocyprinus asiaticus (Chinese sucker), 7559 nucleotides long. RefSeq names its product bromodomain-containing protein 1-like. Gene Ontology annotation, biological process: regulation of transcription by RNA polymerase II. The transcript has 13 exons. Gene Ontology annotation, cellular component: MOZ/MORF histone acetyltransferase complex. The coding region runs from base 382 to 3900 and encodes 1172 amino acids. Gene Ontology annotation, molecular function: protein binding. NCBI's taxonomy places the organism in Eukaryota, Metazoa, Chordata, Actinopteri, Cypriniformes, Catostomidae. The record is from RefSeq and is a predicted model, not a curated record.
GGCGAUGGAGCGCUACAGCCGCAUUGUUGUUGGGGGAAGAGAUGCGAGUUAGCCUGCUAGCAUAGGGCGCAACACACGGCCAGCGCAAUAAGGACCGAUAAACAGCCGCGUUAGCAUGGUCGAGCUGCUGCUACCGUGAGUGAGUAACUCCGGCUUUUAAAUGCGUAUUUUUGAUUCCCGGAGGCCGUUACGGAUACUUCAUAUUACCUUUCGAUUGCCGCGGAUAAGCGGCUCGUGGACGGAAGCGCCCAUAACGAGGCUCGUGUACGGAUUAAACAUACUGCUGUUCAGUAGGCCACACCGCUGUUGCUUUGCGCUCGGCCUUACUGCCUUUAAAGCUACAUUUAACGUCGACGGCGAAGUUCCUCUGGGGCAUUCAGAAUGAGGAAGAAGGCUAGGCAUAAUCGUGUAGCCAUGCCACAGAGGCCUCCCUCACCCAUAAAACCCUCACGCAACCGUGAGACCUUGACUUACGCCGAGGCCCAGCGUAUAGUCGAGCUAGAGAUGGAUGGACGUGUUCACAGGCUCAGCAUUUACGACAAACUGGAUGUUAUCGACAGUGAUGACCCUUUAGCUCAGGAGAUCAUCGAGUGCACCAGCAACAAGGAGAACACGGAAAAGCCACAGCAGGUUCUGGUGCGCUCGGUGCGGCUGCAAAAAAACCAGCAGAAGAAGAGUGCCGCAUUGACGACUGUGCAAGGAUCACCAUCUCAGGGCAGGCUACCGGAGCCAAAGAUCCGAACGGUUGAGUAUAACCUCCCGGCAGUGCCACGGAGGCCAUCUACAUACUAUACUUAUGUGGAGAAGACACCUGAUGAGCUUGAUGAGGUGGUAGAGUAUGAUAUGGACGAGGAAGACUAUGCAUGGCUCGAGCUAAUCAAUGAGAAGAGGAAGAGUGACGGUCACAGCCAGGUCUCUCAGAACGUCUUUGAGUUCCUCAUGGACCGUUUUGAGAAGGAGUCUUUCUUUGAGACCCAGGGUCAAGGUGACCCCCAGCCACUUAUAGACGAGGAUGCCGUGUGCUGCAUCUGCAUGGACGGCGAGUGCCAGAACAGUAAUGCUAUUCUGUUCUGCGAAAUGUGCAAUCUUGCAGUGCAUCAGGAGUGUUACGGCGUCCCCCACAUCCCAGAGGGACGAUGGCUUUGCCGCCAUUGCCUGAGUUCACCCACCCAGCUGACGGAGUGUAUAUUCUGCCCCAAUAAGGGCGGAGCCCUUAAGAGAACAGACGAUGACCGCUGGGGGCACGUUGUUUGCGCCAUCUGGGUCCCCGAAGUCAGCUUUACCAAUACUGUCUUCAUCGAGCCCAUUGACGGUGUGGCGAACAUUCCGCCAGCCCGCUGGAAACUCACCUGUUACCUGUGUAAGAAGAAGGGAGUUGGUGCUUGUAUUCAGUGCAGCAAGGCCAACUGUUUCACUGCUUUUCAUGUGAGCUGUGCUCAGAAAGCUGGCCUUUACAUGAAGAUGGAGCCCAUCAAAGAGGUUAAUGAAUUAGGAGCCACCACGUUCUCUGUAAAGAAAACCGCCUAUUGCUGCUCGCAUACACCCAACGGUUGCGUAAGGAGACCCCUUGCUGUAUACGAGGACUCCAAACCCAAGAACGGUUUAUGUCAGAAGGGUGCUCACAGGGGAAGGAGGGAAAAGGCAAAGGGAUGCCAGAAAAAGAAGAAUAAAAUGCCAGAAUCCGAGCCUGUUGAUGAUGCUCCCACUGUUUCUGGGCCUAGUAUUACUCCUAAAAGUUUCAACACAAUCCUCAAUCAAGUUUCUCUGCAGAAGAAGAAGGUAUUUGUGGAACGUGUUCUCAGAUACUGGAUGCUCAAGAGGCAGUCAAGGAACGGUGUCCCACUAAUAAGGCGCCUACAGACUGCAAUACAGAUUCAAAAACCACCAGAGCAGGUGCAGAGGGAGGAUGACUAUCAAGAUCUGACAGAACAGUUAAAGGACUGGCAUCGUUUACGGCAUGACCUGGAGCGAGCUCGCUUGCUGCUGGAGCUCAUUUGCAAGAGAGAGAAGCUAAAGAGGGAGGAGAUGAAAAUGCAACAGUCAGUUUUGGAUAUGCAGCUCACUCCAUUUCCUGUCUUGCUGCGAGCGGUGCUUGAUCAGCUGCAAGAGAGGGACCAGACCAGAAUCUUUGCCCAGCCUGUCAGCAUCGAAGAGGUUCCUGACUAUCUAGACCACAUCAAGCACCCCAUGGACUUCUCUACCAUGAGGAAACGCAUUGAAACCCAUGGAUACAACAACCUGGAUGAGUUUGAGGAUGACUUCAACCUCAUUAUUAACAACUGCAUGAAGUACAAUGCCAAGGACACCUUCUUCUAUCGUGCUGCUGUACGUCUACGAGACCAUGGUGGAGUAAUCCUCCGGAAGACGAGGCGGGACAUUGAGAGGAUAGGCUUGGACUUUGCCAGUGGAAUGCACCUCGCUGAGCCUCCUAAGAUUGAGCCACCUCCAUCAUUGUCCUGGGAAGAUGUUGAUAGACUGUUAAACCCAUCCAAUCGAAAACACAUGUCUAAGGAGGAACAGUUGAAUAAACUGUUGGAGACACAGGAUUCAGUGAGUGCCAUGAAGUCAUGCCCUUCCAGGAGCAAACGGCUCAAGUUACUCAAAAGGACCAUCGGUGACAUACGGAUGGAAAUGUGUCACAAAACUGAGCCCCCUUGUUUGGAGCAGAACAGUCCAAAGGAAGAGGAGAAUAUGCCUCUUUCUGUACCACCGGCCCCAGAGGAAGAAGGUGACAAGUCAUUACCCCCAAAACUGGAGCCUUCAGACUCUGUACAACUUCUGACAAACUCAGAAAGUCCCUCUGAACCUCCGACUCUUAAACCUGUUGACUCCAGCCCUGAAAAGUGGCCGAAAAAGGUCACAUUCGACGGGGAGACGCUUUCUACCUCACUUCUAAAUGGAUUCUCCCCUAACGUUCUGCCCUCUGAAAAUAACAUGUUUGCUACCUCUACUGUUACCGAACCAGCAAAUGCGGUCAACCGACGGACGGCUGUGCUGUUCCGGAAGUCAAAGAGUCCACAGAAAGGGUCAAACAUGAGUGAAUCCCCAGUAGACUGCCCUCAGCUGGGCUCUAAGACCUUUCUGUCAGUAGUCAUACCUCGCCUCGAAACUUUACUCCAGCACAGGAAGAGGACGCGUAGUGUGAGCGGAGACAGUCAAGAUGAAGAGGAGGAUGAGUGUCCAAUCAAACGCUUGGAUACUGGCUUGUCUAAUGGCUUUUUGGAGCCGAAGAAAGGGCUAACUGUGGGUCGACCGUCAGAGCCUCGUCGUCGCUGUGCUUCAGAGUCCAGCAUCUCCUCCAGCGGAAGUGGAAGUGCCCAGGAAAACACAAGUGAUGUCAGUCAUGUAAGGAGCGGAAAAGGGAAGCUGGCGAUGGCAAGACGAAAUACGACAGAUGAUAAAAAAGAGCUGGUCAAUUGUGUGGAAACGGGGAACAUUUCCAAAGCCGGUAAGAUGGCAGCAGAGAUUGAGAGCAGCAAUAUUUGGAUGCCUGCUAAUACUACACCACUAAAUCUGGAGCCCCUUAAACUAGUUUGGGCCAAACUUAGUGGAUAUCCUUCCUAUCCUGCCUUGAUCAUAGAUCCUCAGAUGCCUCGACCGGGUUGCCAACUCAACGGAGAGUUCAUUCCCACCCCUCCACGGGACGUGCUCAGGGUCGGAGAGCUGAUGCAGUUCAGGUCCAAGGAGAAACUCUUCCUCGUCCGCUUCUUCGACAGCAAACGCAACUGUGAUGCACCAGCAAGAGAAAUUAUGACAAAUCUGUCAUCAAUCACACUGUCCCAGAAUCCCUACCAAGGAAUCCCAGAUGUAAAGAGCAGACCUGCACUUCUCAGAGCUUCCAGGGUCUCCAGAGUUAAGAAGUCACAGGCGAAAGCAAACACUGUGGAUCUAAAUUUAUAAGCACAUUUAUUUCCAUUUGUUUUAGGAAAGCUUUCAAUUGAGAUCCACAUGUUCUAGUCUGCAAAGAGAAGGAUCAAGGUAUUUGUUCUGCAGGUUCAUAUACAGAAGUGCAGAGCAAACAAUGUUGUGCUCCUCAAACCAUUAAGUUAUAGAUUAACGGCUCUGCAGAACUGAAUCUAAAUAAAUAUUUAAAAGUAUCAACAAAAGUGUAAUCAGUCAUUUAUUUAGUAGCAUCAAACUGAGCUUCUGAAACACAUUUUAGAAACCUUUAAAAGCACAAAUUGCUAAUCAUGUUUAAAAAAACAAAAAGCUUUACAAACCUUUGCAAUGUAGUGCUCAAAUUGCCUUCAAUGGCUUCACAUAAGGUUUAUUUAAAUCUGCCAUAAUAUAUCUGGACAAACAGCCCCAAAGCUCAUUUUAAUAAGAUGCUGAAAAGGUCAUAUAUUUUAUUUGAUUUUACAUCACCUUAAGUUGUUACCGAAGCUGAAACAGCAAAGUGUAGAUAGUUUUGUAGAUUUCAAACCUUUUAACAUUGUAUGAAGCUGAUUUGAUCUUGGUUAAAUGACAUACACUUAUUUAAUUUGGCUACAAAAUCAUUUUAAAAUACAUUCUGCCAUUAUAGAAAUGUUUCUCUUUCCUUACGUUUGGUCAGGUUUUUAAUAAUUUCAGGCUAUAAUAUGUGAUAUCUGUGCAAUGUUACUACUUAGUUACAAUGUGUAUCAGCGUAAUGAUAUUAGUAGACGUAUCAUGGGACAAAAACAACAGCAGAACAAUAUCCUUGUUUGCCUCCAGACACUUCCAUAAAAUAUCAAUAUCCAUGAGUUCAAAUGAGUCCUAUUAACAAGGCUGGUUGCAUGUUGUUUAUCGUGGAACAGAUUUACAUUGAUAUUUGUUUCCAUGACAUUCACCAAGGUUAGUAUUGAUUCCAGAAGCUUGAUUUAGAGAAGAACAAGAUAAGUUUGACAAUAUUAUUGAUUACCGCUCAGUCAGAUGUACAGUAUCUUAUUUUUACACCAUUCAUCCUUUGACAAAGACAAUGAGCACAUUCAUGAUCCAACAUUUAUUUGAUCCAUACGCUGAUAACAAACCUAGUUUCAAAUUAAACUGUCUGUGUGAUGUAUCAAAACGCUUGAUCAAUUACAUUUUCAGUGGGGUUUGUCAUAAUCUUAUUAAAUCUGACAGAGAGCUCAAAAAUUAUUUAGGGGAAUAACUCUUCUUAUUCACGUUGCAUAUUAAAACAUGCUAUGCUACAAAACCAUGCUUACCAUUUCUUUAAUGAUAAAAAAGUGUGGGCCAGUUAGUGAUAUACACUGAUUGCCGUGAGAAUAUUUCAGGUAUUAAGAGAUGGCAUUUUGUUUACUUAAAAUUGUAUAUGAACUGUAUGUAUUCAUUAUUGAGUAAAUGGGUUAAGCUAACUUAGUCAAUGGAGAAAAGCAUAAAUAUAGCUUCUAAUGUGACUGACAUGGGCUAAAAGCUACAAAACUUCAAUUUUUAUUUAAUGGGCUUUAAAUGUGCUGAUACCCAUUUUUAUAAUGCAGAUGGUACAAUGGAAGGACACAUGAUGACUUAAAUUGGAUCAAAAGUGGCUUUUCUAGCAACUGUAGCAAAUAAUGACAUUACAAUCAUAAUUUUAAAUGCAUUGUCACGUUAAAUGAAAUAAUUAGUAUUAUAAAUAAAGGGAUAGUUCUUAUCAUUUACGCACUCUCAUUCCAGCCUAGACGUGUAUGACUUUCUUCUGCUGAACACAAACGAAGAAUAUUUGGAUUUUGCAUUUAGAUAUGGAUUUAACCACUGGAGUCUUAUGGAUUAAUCUUAUGGAUUGUAUUUUACAGUGAAAUUCUAAUAUAUAUAUUUUUUCCUAUAUAAUAUUAAUAUUUUGCAUUGCAUUGUACACCAUCAUCUGCAUCUAAUGCAUUUUCAUCAAGCUUGGGCCUCUUAUGUAUUGCUGUUUCUUGGAAAGGAAGUGUAAUGAGCAUCAUCAGACUCUGAUGAGAAAUUUAAUUAGUCAGAUUGGGAAGAUUUCUGACAUAAUUACAGUGGCUGUCUCUGUCUGCUUGAAUUAGGAAUCGAGGAAUUUUGUUAAUAGAGGCUGAGACUAUGGGGUCCUAAUGUGCUCAGGACAUUGUAUGUUUUCCUGGAACAAUACAGAAAAAAGUAUAAAAAUGACAUGAGGUCAUUAGAAGUGAAAUUUGGAGGUAGAGUAGCAUUCAAACGACAAAUGAAAAUUUAUCAAACUCUCAAGGCCUUCCUCAGAUUUCAAGGACAGCUUUUUGACAACCUUAAAGCAUUGAUUUGAAUUCAUUAUUCAAAUUAAAUACAGCCCAUAACACCUACUUAAUCUGCAAAACACAAUAUGUAAUGUUUUUAAUUAUAAUCCCUACAAAGCUAAUUUGUCUUGUAAUUCACGUCUUCAUCUUUGACGUGUACUUCAUUUCUGUUCUCAUUAAAAAAAAAACAAUUAAAAAAAACUUGACCAUCCAAAAUGCUACAAAAUGACACAUUAAUAGCCUAUAGCUCUCUCAUGCAGAAUUUAAUUAUUCUUUGUUGUGAUUAAAACCGUGAAAACCCAUUUCAAGUUUCUGAGUAUGAUGCGUGUCUCAUUUUUCCCACAUAGUAUCUUACCCAGGAUUAUCAUCAAUUUUGAGCUGCCAAAUCAACACCCUUUAUUAACAAUUUGACGUCAUUAUUCAGUAUCCUUCAAGUUUGAUAAGUAGGCCUACUUGAUCGAGAGGUUUGGAUGGACUAAACAUAAGAUUCUUCACAGUAGAUAGAAUUUUGGGUUAGUUUAAUUCAGCUAUUAUAAUUCAGAAUAUGGAGGAAUCAGGCUUUGGGAUUUAAAGAGAUUGAAGUUGCAGGACUUUUCCAAGCAUCCAAUCUAGCAGCAGGCACAACAGCUCCCCGCUGAAGUUUCCUUCUAUUUGAUUGUUCAUAGAUCUCUCCAUUAGCAUAUCUCCAUACGACACCACAUUGUUACUUGAAAUACCUCUGGGGCUUUUGAAUGAAAAUAAUAGCUUUUUGCUUUUUUCUCAGGAAAGUCCAUUAUUACUAAUUUGAUGAAUCUUUAAGGUUUUGGUAAUUGAAUGGCUUCCAAUUGGCUGAGUAGCUCCUAAAUAUAAUAUAUAGGCAAUGAUGAAACAAAUCGUUUUGUAUAUGUAAGAGUUUGAGUAUGUUUAAAAGUGUAGAGGUUGUGCUAGUUUUUCCAGCUACAAUUUAAUUUCAACGAAGUAUUUCUUUAUUAGUGAGGUUAUAAUUCUCCACUCAUUACUGGUGCUUCAUGCUAACCCAGCAAACACAGAAUGUUGUCUCAAAGUUGCCAGCCAUCUACCAGCAUUGUGACAACGUGGCCAAAAGGAUACCAAUUUUACGUUGUGUGGUGAAGGUUGUGACCACACUGUCACAACGUUGCUGUUUUACAAUUGUUCAGAGUCAAUUAUUUAGGUCAAGCUUACGUUGUGUUGACUACCACUGUAUGACAUAUACUGUACACAUCACUGUCCUAAAGCACGAACAACAGCUAUUUACAUUUCAACUGACAGUUGGGCCUUCUGAAACGGAUCUGCUGUGAUUCAUCCAGUGUUGCCAACUAAUUUUCAGGGGAAGUUGCUAAAUGCAGAUCGAUUUGUUGCUAAAAGUUACUAAAUGACGUUGUGAUGUCAUUG